This is a messenger RNA of Somion occarium, 2192 nucleotides long. NCBI's taxonomy places the organism in Eukaryota, Fungi, Basidiomycota, Agaricomycetes, Polyporales, Cerrenaceae. The record is from the annotation of a GenBank genome assembly.
GCCUUACCAGACGUGGGGACGUCACCGAACACCGACUUGAAGCCUCUUGUCGACGCUCCCACAUAAAGCUCAGGAAGAAGAAAUCUAGUUCUUCACUGAGCGAAUAUGUUUGACGCAAUGUCUUAACAUCCAGUCAGAUAUGCCAUCGAUACUGUUUCUCGUUUCACUGAGGUGACACUACUCAUUCCGAGUCUCGAGAUGUUAUGGACGCCUUCGGAACACCGAAGCAGGUAAAGUGGUGUGUAUUAAAGAGUGUACUGACGGGAGUCAUCGAAGUGGUCGCACUAGUGGCGACACUGGUUGCCGAGACCGAGGAAGAAGAGACGGCCUCAAUACCUGCAGAUGUUGAUGACACAGUAGAACUAACGCUAGGGCUCGAUGAAUCUGCGGCCGAAGAUGUCACAGUCGUAGAUGUUUCCGGCGCAUCGGUGGUUGAUGCUGCAAACAAGUUGGCCGCGAGCGAAAUCAAGGGCGAAGUCGAAGACGAUGUAAUCGAAGCCGACGUCGCAGUGGACACAGUCGACAUUGAUCCAGUAGCAUUAGGAUCGAAUACUUCAACAUCAAGAGCACCAGAGGUGGGAUUUGCAGGUGAUCCUGUAGAUUCUGAUAUAGCUGAAGCUGAAGCAGUAGUAACCACAGCCGUCGACGUCGUGGUCGAAGAUGCGGAGGCGAAAGAGACCGGCGUGUCCGAUUGGGUCGUUGACGUGAAAAGGGCAUCCAUGGCGGAGACACUAGCUGAAACGGUCUCAGAGGCAGAAGCAGGAGCAGAGCUGGAAAGGGUUGCCAAGGUAGCCGCCGCGGUGAACGUAUCUGCACUAGAUGAUGAGAGAGUAGACGUAGAUGCAGGGUCCACGCUCGAAGCGCUAUCGGCAGGACCAUCGCCGACCUUUUCGCUGUUUGAGGAAGCGACCGUUGGAGGGGCAGGACUGAACACCAAGGUGACAUUUCUGGCAAUUGCAUAUGGGUUGUCAAUAGCACGAGAUUGAGCAAAAGCAGCAGCGGACGGUGGACUUGUUACGUCACCAUCCUCUUCAUCAACCAUCCUGCUGUCAAUGCUUGUUACGUUGGCCGUCUUAUCCGUAGAAGGAGUACCGGGAUCCUGGGGAGCGACUGACGUCGAGUUGUUACUACCAUCCUCAGGGGCAACUGGGGUACCAGCCUCCUUGUCUUCCAAGCUAUCAGUAUCAUCGUCUUCCGUCCCAUCGUCUUCACCCUCGAACCACAUCGGGCGGAUAAUUCCGGUAGACGGUUCAAAGGCAAAGACUUGGCUCUUGUGCUCAUCAUUUUGAGUCCCGUUCGUACAGCGUUCGACCGUGAGAGGGGCAGGCGCAGGGGGCUUCGGGUCGAAGGUGGCACAGUAGGACUCCAUGACCGCAUUCUCGGCGUCGAAGAGGGGAAUGGUGAUAGCCACCUUACGAUAUGUAUCGGCGGUCGUCGAGUUAGCAGACGAGGUAGAGUUGGAGGACUCAGAUGUGGCAGCAGUGGUAGAAUUCGAGCUAUCGGAGGUGUCAUCGGGCGGCAAGGCGAUGAGGUAGACUUGCGUCUGAUUGGUUGAAGAUGCAUUCAAGAUGAAUGGAUCUCCAGGACUAGAUCCAUUGGUGCCGUUGGUCGCUGACAGCACCAGAGAUGCUAUCUUUUGUCCUGAGGUCGAAUCCGCAACAUCGCUCUACAGCUUUCAUUCAGAAUAGAACAUGGGAUUGGUGGACAAAAUCACGCACCAUUAUAUCGACAGUACCCGGCACGCCCUCAAACUGGUAAACGUUGUCUCGUCGGUGAACAUGGACAUAUUCACCAUUCCCGUUGACAGAGACUUUGCUGCCAUGCACGUGAUGGUGCUUGUUAUGACGAGGCAAGAGUUGAUUUGGGACCAAUAAUGAAUGUUCCUCGUCCAGGAGUGGCGUGGACAAGUCAGGGAUGGCCUUCUUCUCGAGAACGUCAAUAUGAUCAUGAUCACCAUUCACGAUGACCUUAGCGUGGGCAGUAUGAUGGUGGUCGUGUGAUUGAGGAGUGGACGAACGGUGAACUUGAACGCGAGCGUUAGUCCUGUCGAAGUUGCGUUCCGGAGGAGGUCUAUCACCGAUCCAGAGAUUACCGAGCUGCAAAAGUGGAUUGAAAGGAUCAUAGAAGAAUUGACGCUGUAAAUGUGUAGUACCAUGAGUCCGCCGCUCGUAUGAUAGUGAGGUGCGACGUAC